CGUACUGCAGUGCAUUGUGAGGGUGUGACUUUCCGUGUCACGUGAUCAUUGCACUGCCCAGUGCCCACUUCUCUGCUGUAUCGGUGAGAAAAACCGGAGACAUGGCGGCCCGGACGAUGCAAGCAGCAAAAUGCCCUACGGAUGAGCUUUCCCUCACCAACUGUGCCGUGAUCAACGAGAAGGAUUUCCAGUCAGGACAGCAUGUGAGUGUGCGGACCUCUCCAAACCAUAGGUACAUCUUCACUCUAAGGACCCACCAUACAGUUCUGCCAGGGACAAUAGCAUUCAGCCUCCCCCAGCGAAAAUGGGCUGGCCUCUCCAUUGGGCAGGAAGUGGAAGCCCUUUUGUACAACUUUGAUAAGGCAAAACAGUGCAUUGGCACCAUGACCAUAGAGAUAGAUUUCCUUCAGAAGAAGAAUGUGGACUCAAACCCUUAUGACACAGACAGGAUGGCUGGAGAAUUCAUUCAGCAUUUCAACAACCAGGCCUUCUCAGUAGGGCAACAGCUUGUGUUCAAUUUUAAUGACAAACUCUUUGGAUUGGUGGUGAAAGACAUUGAUGCAAUGGAUCCCAGCAUCCUGAAAGGAGAACAACCCACAGGCAAGAGACAGAAGAUAGAUGUUGGCCUGGUGGUGGGAAACAGUCAGGUGGUGUUUGAGAAGGCUGAGAAUUCCUCUCUGAACCUUACAGGCAAGUCAAAAACAAAGCAGGGCCGCCAGUCCAUCAUCAACCCUGACUGGAACUUUGAGAAGAUGGGUAUUGGAGGCCUGGACAAGGAAUUCUCAGAUAUUUUCAGACGAGCCUUUGCAUCAAGAGUCUUCCCACCAGAGAUCGUAGAACAGAUGGGCUGUAAGCAUGUAAAGGGUAUCCUCCUGUUUGGCCCCCCUGGUUGUGGUAAGACUCUCAUGGCUCGUCAAAUAGGCAAAAUGCUAAAUGCUCGUGAACCCAAAGUAGUGAAUGGACCAGAAAUUCUGAACAAGUAUGUGGGAGAGUCUGAGGCCAACAUCCGCAAGCUGUUUGCAGACGCAGAAGAGGAGCAGAGGAGGAUGGGUGUCAACAGUGGACUGCACAUCAUCAUCUUUGAUGAGAUAGAUGCCAUCUGCAAGCAAAGAGGGAGCAUGGCAGGAAGUACUGGCGUCCAUGACACUGUGGUCAAUCAGCUGCUGUCAAAGAUAGAUGGUGUUGAGCAACUGAAUAACAUCCUAGUCAUAGGAAUGACCAACAGGCCUGAUCUGAUAGAUGAAGCUCUUCUAAGACCUGGGAGGCUGGAAGUUAAAAUGGAAAUUGGUCUGCCUGAUGAGAAGGGGCGACUCCAGAUUCUAAAUAUCCACACUGCACGAAUGAGGGAACACAGUCUGCUCUCCACUGACGUGGACAUCCCAGAACUUGCUACGGAAACAAAGAACUUCAGUGGAGCUGAACUGGAGGGACUUGUAAGGGCUGCGCAGUCCACAGCCAUGAACAGGCACAUCAAGGCCACCACUAAAGUAGAGGUGGACAUGGAGAAGGCGGAGUUGCUGAAGGUGACUAGAGAUGACUUUUUUACAUCCCUGGAAAAUGACAUCAAGCCAACAUUUGGAACCAAUCAAGAAGAGUACACCCAGUUCAUUAUGAAUGGUAUCAUCACAUGGGGUGACCCUGUGACCCGUGUUUUGGAUGAUGGAGAGCUGCUAGUGCAGCAGACUAAGAACAGUGACCGUACACCUCUGGUCAGCGUGUUACUGGAAGGGCCUCCUCACAGCGGCAAAACGGCACUAGCAGCUAAGAUCACAGAAGAAUCAAACUUCCCGUUCAUUAAGAUCUGCUCACCUGAGAAGAUGAUUGGAUUCUCUGAGACAGCUAAAUGUCAGGCCAUGAAAAAGAUUUUUGAUGAUGCUUACAAGUCGCAGCUGAGCUGUGUGGUGGUGGAUGAUAUUGAGAGGCUACUAGAUUAUGUUCCAAUAGGACCUCGGUUUUCCAACUUGGUCUUGCAGGCUCUGCUUGUUCUCCUUAAAAAGGCUCCUCCCCAGGGCCGUAAGCUUCUGAUUAUUGGCACCACCAGCCGUAAAGAUGUCCUGCAAGAAAUGGAAAUGCUUGAUGCCUUCAGCACCACUAUUCAUGUACCAAACAUCUGCACAGUUCAACACCUUAUGGAGGCUCUAGAGCUUCUUGGCAGUUUUAAGGACACAGAGAGAGCUUUCAUUGCUAAGCAGGCGAAGACCCAGAGUAUAUACAUUGGAAUUAAGAAGCUACUUAUGUUAAUUGAAAUGUCUAUGCAGAUGGAACCAGAGUAUCGUGUUCACAAGUUCCUUGCUCUCCUGAAAGAGGAGGCUGUCGAACCCGUCCGUCGUUCUUACAAUUAAAAAAAAGAAAAUCAAGUUGGAAAUGACAGGGUGCAGUGUAUAAAAUAAUACAGAACAUUCCCCACAAUCCAGCUCCUCCUGUGAACAUUGGAUCAUGGAACUAAGCCACUGAGUUCUGAGAGCUGUCACAUUGAUUAUGCAUGUAGUUUUAAUAUCCCUUCUGGUGUCUUGUAAACAAAAUUACUUCUCUCUGUGCGUCUCAUUAAGAAUGCUCAGGGCAAACUGUGGCAAAAUGUUUUGUAGCAAUGCUAUAAGGUUUGCACAAUUGUUUUGCUCAGGGCUGUCUUAUUUGUUUUGAGAUGUAUCUAUCAAGUAAUGCAUCUGCACACUCUAGUACAUAUAGUCCAGACUGUAGGACAGACAUGUGGAGUUUUUAAAUAAAUGCACUAAUAUCAACCAAUCUUCUGGACAACUCACCCCUAAUGUUCAAAAGGUAAUUUGAUUGCUUGUGUCAUGUAGUGAUUGACAACCAGAAAAGCACAUGAUAUCUCUGCUGCUGAGGAAAUAGACAUUGAGUCCAAUAUAACCCCCUGAAACUUAGUAAAGUUGUAAACUCUGAAAAUUAAAAGUUUUGUAGUCUUACCAAGGUUUAGGUUAAUGUUGGGAUGAUUGGCUGUUGAUAUACCUCUCACUCUGCAUGUCUGAAGCUUUUUACAUUCUCUCAGUUAGUGUGAGCACUGUGCUCGUCUGCUUAACUCCUAAUACACCAGAGCAUUUGGGAGCUUAUUGGCAUUAAACCCCUUCUUGACACUUGAAUCCGUCAAUAUUGUGACGUCUUUGCAGUAAAAAUCAAUGUGAAUCUGUGGCUUCUUUAUUUACCCCAACCCUUCUUAGACAUUUCCUCUCCUUCAUAUGAUAUAUGUAAAAUUUUAUUGUGGAUUUUAUGUUUUUCUGUGAUGUAAUAAAUAUUCUAUGGGUUACCACAAUUGUUGAUGGUUACAAUAAACAAAUUAUUUAUUGGA
This is a messenger RNA of Bombina bombina (fire-bellied toad), 3304 nucleotides long. It is a transcript of the gene NSF, whose product is annotated as N-ethylmaleimide sensitive factor, vesicle fusing ATPase. Gene Ontology annotation, biological process: SNARE complex disassembly; intra-Golgi vesicle-mediated transport; Golgi to plasma membrane protein transport. Lineage: Eukaryota; Metazoa; Chordata; Amphibia; Anura; Bombinatoridae. Gene Ontology annotation, cellular component: Golgi stack. Gene Ontology annotation, molecular function: ATP binding; ATP hydrolysis activity. The record is from RefSeq and is a predicted model, not a curated record. The transcript is spliced from 21 exons. Bases 102 to 2342 code for a protein of 746 amino acids.